AUGAAUUCUGUCAUUCCCAAAUGCUUUUAUAGUUUUCCCAAUCUGGCACACCUCUACCUUCGUGGUAAUAACUUGCAGGGCACUAUUUCAAGCGACGUAGCAAAUUUGACUUCUAUUGUCAGUUUUGACUUGUCAGAUAAUGCUUUAGCAGGAAGUAUACCGAAAUCUAUGGGAAAACUUUGCAAUUUGGAGGCAAUUGAUUUGUCAUACAAUAACUACAAAGGCAGAGUCUCAAUGGUAUUUGAAAGCUUGUUGUCGGGUUGCCUUGUAAAAAAGCUAAAGUCCUUGCAUUUGGAUGGAAAUUUGUUUGAUUCCUUUACUGGAGAAAUCUCAGAUGAAAUAGGAGUUUUCGAGAAUUUAGUUGAUCUUUCUCUCAAAAAUAAUAAUUUUUCUGGUCCCAUUCCUAUGUCAAUAUGUCAAAACUUACGAUCCAUAAAGUCAUUAGAUAUUUCUAGAAACAAUUUCAGUGGCUCUAUUCCAGAAUGCUUGGUUUCUCUCAAAAAGUUAGAAUUCCUCCGAAUCUCCUAUACCCAAUUAAGUGGACCACUUCCAAAAAGUCUUGGGUCUCUCUCAAAAUUAAAAUCUCUCGUUAUUUCCUAUAAUCAAUUAAGUGGACCACUUCCAAUCAGUCUUGGGUCUCUCUCAAACUUAGAAAUUCUUGAUAUUGCGUCAAACAAUUUCGAAGGUGAUGUGUCUGAAGUUCAUUUUUCCAACCUCACAAAGCUCAUUGAAAUACAUGCUUCUGAAAAUAAUUUGACUAUGAAAGUAAGUUCAUACUGGACUCCUCCCUUUUCUCUUGACUCUGUGGAACUAAGAAAUUGGAACUUGGGUCCUCAUUUUCCUGUAUGGCUAAAAUCACAAAAAAGUAUUUCUGAGAUAGACAUGUCCAACACUGGAAUUUCAGAUGUCAUUCCUAGUUGGUUAUGGAAUUGUCCUUCCCAUAAUAAAUAUUGGUGUCUUUCUAUUGACUUGUCCGAAAACCAAAUCUAUGGAGAAAUUCCUGAAUUUCCAAAUGAUGGUUCUUAUAACUUAAACUUGAGCUACAACAAGUUGACAGGUUCGUUACCUCAUAUUCCAGUUGCCAUCAUACUAGAUCUUUCAAAUAACUACUUGGCUGGUAGCAUUUCUAACUUUCUUUGUUAUCGAAAAACUUAUGCAAUAAGUCUAUAUCUCGAAAAUAAUCUUUUAUCAGGAAAGAUUCCCAACUGUUGGAUGUAUUGGCCAAGGUUAUUGACGAUAGACUUGGAUAACAAUAAUCUCACUGGGAAAAUUCCAAGCUCUAUUGGAUCUUUACAUGAGUUACGGUCAUUGCAUAUUCACAAUAAUAGCCUCAUUGGAGAAAUACCAGAGCCUCUUAAGAAUUGUUCAGCUUUAAGUGUUCUUGACCUUAGUUUUAAUAAGUUGGUGGGAACUAUACCAAGAUGGAUCGGAAGUCUUCCAAUGCUGCGCUUUCUUGUGCUUCGUUCAAACAACUUGACAGAUCUUAUUCCAGUUGAGCUAUGCAAACUUUCUUCACUUCAAGUAUUGGAUGCUAGCAACAACAAUUUGACAGGGGUUAUACCGAAAUGUUUAAAAAAUUUAACGGCUAUGACCUCUAAAUCAUAUCAAUUUCAGUCAAUGUAUUAUUUUGUCAUCACCGCUAAUAAUCAACAAUCUAGAGAGAAUGCAAAUCUUGUAAUUAAAGGAAGGGAAAACCAGUACGACAGCAUCUUAUAUCUCUUAAGUGCCUUAGACCUUUCAGACAACAAAUUAUCAGGAGAAAUCCCAGAAGAACUUACAAGUCUCCAAGCAUUACAAUCGCUGAAUUUGUCGGGAAACUAUUUGAGUGGGAGCAUUCCAAAGAAGAUUGGCAGUAUGGCAAAGUUGGAAUCUCUUGAUCUCUCAAGAAACCGAUUGUCCGGUCACAUUCCUUCAGGACAAAUUCCAACAAGCACCCAACUGCAAACCAUGGAUGCUUCGGGCUUUAUUGGCAACAAAUUGUGUGGACCACCACUCCUCAUAAAGUGUAGAGAGGAUCAUCUGACAUUGAAUAGAGAUGCAAGUAGUGAAGAUGGAGAAAGAAAAGAUGAUGAAUACUGGUUCCGAUUGGGCAUAGGAAUGGGGUUUGGAGUGAGCUUUGUAGGUGUCAUUGGAGAAAUUCCCACAAGCACCCAACUUCAGAGCAUGGAUGCUUCUUGCUAUAUUAGAAACCAACUUUGUGGACUUCCACUCCUGAAAAAGUGCAGAGAAGAUCGUGAAAUAACACCUAAGGAUGCAAGUACUGAAGAUGAAGAAGAGAAAUACUGGUUUCGAUUAGGCAUAGUGGUCGGAUUUGGAGUUGGCUUUGCAGGUGUCAUUGGUCCUAUGUUGGCCUGUGGUUUUUGGAGACGUGCUUACUCUUGGUUCUUCAACGAGUACAUGUGGUACAAGAUUGAGGAUUGCUUUAUCAGAGUAAGGUACAAGCUGCAAAAUUAG
Messenger RNA from Humulus lupulus (European hop), 2454 nucleotides. Its product is annotated as receptor-like protein EIX2. The coding region runs from base 1 to 2454 and encodes 817 amino acids. The transcript is spliced from 3 exons. Lineage: Eukaryota; Viridiplantae; Streptophyta; Magnoliopsida; Rosales; Cannabaceae. The record is from RefSeq and is a predicted model, not a curated record. Gene Ontology annotation, molecular function: protein binding.